UUUUCCGCUGUAUACAACGAAAAAAAAAAAAAACACUCCGAGAGUUAAUUGGUUGAAAAGAGUCUGCGAGUGAAACAAACUUUUUUUAUUUAUUUGAAUACUCCUUGUUUUGAACUAUUUAGAAAUCAUUUUAAGGUUGUGUUCACCGAGUAUAUUAGUGUUUGAUUAAAAGUGUAAUGGAGAGUGUUUAUGAAGCCGAUGAACGUUUCUGGAUAUCCGAGAAGAUAAAGUUAUCUACAUUGUUGACCGAAUUUCGGGAACGUAUACGGAUAAAUGACCCAAUUGUUCCAUUUAAAGUGAGGUCAGAUAAAUUGAAAUGGGACUUGGCUUUCAAGCUUAUGGGACGCAAUGGUUCUAAGACAGAUUUUGAAGAAAUGAAGGAUUGUCGGCCGGAGCGACUCAUGCACCGGGAGCUCCUGAAGCCCAUGACGAACGUGCAGGAGGUGAAGAUGCGGCCGUGCCUGUUCAGCGGCAUGGGCGUGGUGGAGGAGGCCAAGAAGCUGCAGACUGUGGUGGGGCGCCUGGCUCGUGUCGCCGACUCCGACCUCAAGUACCGAGGCAACAUCCCCGUCGUGCGGCCGCCGAGGUCCAUGAGGCUGGACCUGCAGCCCCUGGACGAGAUGGUGGUGCACCUGCGGGUGUACCUGCCCUUCAGGCACUCCCGGGGGGACCGCGAGCUGCCGCGCUUCUCGCACGAGGUGGUGGCCCUGGGCCAGCACACGCUGGCGCACGUGCGCGACGUCGUCGAGUGCCGCAGCGACGACGUGGUGUGCCGCGAGGUCAGCACCACCCCCUUCGGGGCCGACCAGUCGCUCAAGAAGGCCAAGGCCAUCUACAGGUCGGGCUUCUUCUACAUCGAGUCCGUGUUCUACAACGACGGGCGGCACCCCUCCAGCCACGACAUCAGCGCGCAGACUAGGGAGUGGGCGCUGGAGCGAGGCCUGCCGCGCAUGGCGACCGCGCGCAUGGAGAGCACGCGCCUGUGCGACCUGUCCGUGCGGCUGGGCUACCCGUACGUGUACGUGCACCAGGGCGACUGCGAGCACCUCGUCGUCUUCUCCGUCGCACGACUGCUGCACUCGGACGACAACCUCUGCUCGGCCGCCUACCCGUUCGUCGCGCACGUGGGGCACAUCAAGGAGCGCUACUGCAACAUCUGCAACUCCCACGUGGCCAAGUGGGUGACAGUGGACAACGAGCACUGCCCCUACAACCCUGGCUACUUCUGCGAGAGCUGCUUCUUCUCCUUCAACUACGUGGACAGCCAGAAGGUGUGCGACUUCCGUGCCUACUGCAUCCGCAGCGUCUGCCCGCCGGCCAAGUGAGGCGUCCGCCCGGCGAGCAGGUCGCAGUCCGCUGGCGACGGUCGUCUUGCUGCUAGCUGCAGCGCCAUGCCGUCGGAGCAGUGGUGCGCCGACUGCCGUGCUGCAGUGCGUUACGUCGUGUUGUGCCUGCGUCACUCGCCACAGUCUGUUACCUCGAGUGACCCGGGAACGUCCACGACAGACUGUUACGUCGUCAGCGUGCAGUUCCUAGGAACAGUUUUGAACUUUUUGAUGAUCAUUGAUCAUCAAUUUGCUUUGUAUACCAGCAAGUUAUUUGUGCCAGUUAUGAAUUAUAGAAUUGUUUGUUUGUAACAUUCAACUAUAGCUAAAUGUUUAUUUGGAGGCAAUACGUUUAUUAAGUAUUAUUCCAGCCGAAACUCAAAAUUAUAAACUUAGGUUGAGCAUAUCACAAAUUUCAGUAUAGUUUUACAGUAUGUAUUUAUGUUAUUUAUAAAAAAAAGUACUUUAUAUUUUAUACUGUUUUAUAAAGUGAAUUCAAUAUUAACAUGGAUAGUGCUUAAAAUUGCAUGAAACGUUAGAGAAGCGAGUAAACUGUAAUUUUAAAUGUCAAACUGUAAUAAUAAUUUUUGUGUAUUAUUAGAUAAGUGUGAAUGGAUGCAGUGUCAGCCUUGUGAUCACAUUUCAAGUAUUAUUUCACAUAAAAAUUUUUUUUUGUUAUAUUUCUCAGUUAUUUUCUUUUAAAAAAAUUUGUAUUUGUCUUAUUGUUAUUAUUUUUUUCAUUUCUAUUGAAACUGGCUCUGGAUAGAAUGUAUUUUUCUUUUGAAAAUAAACAUUUUGAUUUGAAAAACCA
This is a messenger RNA of Bacillus rossius redtenbacheri, 2136 nucleotides long. It is a transcript of the gene Pbp49, whose product is annotated as snRNA-activating protein complex subunit 3. Gene Ontology annotation, biological process: snRNA transcription by RNA polymerase II; snRNA transcription by RNA polymerase III. Gene Ontology annotation, cellular component: snRNA-activating protein complex. The coding region runs from base 177 to 1325 and encodes 382 amino acids. NCBI's taxonomy places the organism in Eukaryota, Metazoa, Arthropoda, Insecta, Phasmatodea, Bacillidae. Gene Ontology annotation, molecular function: core promoter sequence-specific DNA binding; bent DNA binding; RNA polymerase II cis-regulatory region sequence-specific DNA binding. The record is from RefSeq and is a predicted model, not a curated record. The transcript has 7 exons.